This is a messenger RNA of Haliotis rubra (blacklip abalone), 2357 nucleotides long. RefSeq lists its product as uncharacterized. NCBI's taxonomy places the organism in Eukaryota, Metazoa, Mollusca, Gastropoda, Lepetellida, Haliotidae. Gene Ontology annotation, molecular function: scavenger receptor activity; protein binding. Bases 252 to 2357 code for a protein of 701 amino acids. The transcript is spliced from 9 exons. The record is from RefSeq and is a predicted model, not a curated record.
UUCAGCUUGCUUUGGGAAUAACGACUAACCUGUUUGGUGCGACAAGCUUGUAUACAGCUGUUUCACAUCGACCGACCGCCAUUGCGGGUUCAAUAAUUACACAUGAAGCAGGCACAAGGUGCACAGACGCCACAUUGCAUGGAGACAGUUGAUCCCACUGGUGUCAGGGCUCGGAUGGAUGUGGUUUAGUGCCUGUACCAUACACUUUGGAAUGUAACUGUUCCCCCCCCAUGAUAUAACUACACUACAAGAUGGAGGCAUCUGGAGCAAUGCUGAUACUCUUACAAGCCCUACUUAUAUUCAUAUUAUCAGUGCACUGUCAAAACAGCUGUGACUGGGGCAAGUACGGAGACAACUGCAACAAAGACUGUCCAUCCACCUGCCUUACCAACCCUGUACGAAAGCUGAAACACUGCCAGAAGGAGACAGGGAGGUGUUCUGAAGGCUGUGUUCCUGGCUGGUUUGACGAUCUCUGUGACAAGGCCUGUGGCAAGAACUGCUUGAGAAACAUCUGUAAUCGUCAAAAUGCCAUCUGCACGCAUGGAUGUACUGGAAACUACACAGGGGAGCUUUGCAACAUUAGAAAAGCAGUAACAGUUGUUCCCGAGACACCGACGAAAGCACCUUCUGACUCGAACUCAACACAACCGACGAACGCAUCUUCUGACUCGAACUCAACACAACCGACGAAAGCAUCUUCUGACUCGAACUCAGCACAACCGACGAAUCUUGCUGCGAUCCUUGCCCCAGUGUUCAUCGUCAUCAUCAUCGUCACUAUCAUCAUUGCUGUGGUGAUGUUCAGACUAAGGAAGUGCAAAGCGAUAAGAACACCUAGAGGUCAGCCGGAUAAACGUGCACGUUCUGAUGAAAACACUUCUUUAAUGGAGAAGCCGCCUGCACCAGCUCAGAACACUUCGUCUCAGGAUGAGGAAAUACAAGGCACUCUUACACUACAGACAGAUUUGCCAUACGAGCUGAUGAGGGAUAUCACUGACAUCUUCGUUGAAACCGACAGUUUCAAAAAGGUGAAAGAAAAACUGGAAAAGUUUGGCCACGUGACAAUAAGCGGUGGUCCAGGAGCAGGUAAAACACCCGUGGCCCUGAUGCUUGGAGCUGAAUUCAGGAAACGGCGGUAUGAAGUGGUACUGGUUGAGGACGUUGGUACUUUCCAGUUGUCUGAGUGUCUGUGUAAGAGCAAAGACGUAUGUGUCAUAUUCGAUGACGUAUUUCAAAACGCUGGGCCAUCUAUAGACGUACAUCGCCUGACACAAGUUCUCUAUGAGCUCCAUGGACAUUGUGAACCGUGGACAAGCAAAUUGGAAAGAGGAUAUCACAAUCUGCAGCAGACGCCAGGAACCGAACAUAGAAGCAACGACCAUCCAAACCUGUAUUUCAUAUUCACCACAGAUACCAAAAAGUUUCAAUGUGCAAUGUCAAAAUUUAAAGACCCUAUAUUUUUCCAAUACUGGUCUAUCGUUGACGUGACCAAACUGAAAGAUGAAGAGAAAAAAGCAAUAUGGAUGAAACACAAAAGCCAUUUCAAAUGUCAAACAAAUGUCGACGUGAAAAUGAUUAUUGAGUACAAAGAUAUAAUUGGUUUUCCAUUGACAUGCAAACUUUUCUCUAGUCACAUGCCCUUUCAAAAACUCAAAGAAUCGUUUUUUGAGAUGCCUGUUUACCAUCUUAAACGUGAACUGGAUAUGAUCGUUAAUCAGCUGGAUGACACGUCAUUGAAACUCCUGUUGACAUCACUAUGUUGCAGCGAACAGAAACUCAAACACAGAAAAUCAGAACUCCACACUAAAUGUGACAACAAAGUACAAAACACGCACCUAAGGGAUGUUUUAGCUCUUGUCUCAUGUUCCCAUCCUCUAAUACAGGACAUGUGUAUGUCUGCCAUAUUGGAUACUAAACCAGAGCUGUUCCUCCAUAACUGUAGUUUAGCGUUCAUCUGUGACCAUGUACGUGAUCAGCAGCAUGACACCGCUCCAGCAGAACAGACUGUCAUUUAUUUCCCAGGUGCUCAUAGUGACGUCAUCACCGCCAGGCUGGCUGAAGCUGUUGCUGAUGGCACGUUCAGUAACUACAUCAUGCAUCCCAUCUGGAAAAGGGGGGAAGUUGCAGACAAAGUGCAACAAAUGCUUGGACAUGAAGGCACUAUGUCACGUGAUACUAAGCACAGUAUUCUCCAUUAUUCCUGUUUCCUGGGGAACAAUGACGCAAUAAAACGACUCCUCCCCAACUGUGACAUCAACAGACGUGCUGUGAAUGGUUGGACGCCAGCUAUGUUCGCGGUUGCUGGUGGACAGAUGGACAGUUUGGAUCUCCUUGUGAAGCAUAAAGCUGAUAUCACAUAA